This is a messenger RNA of Hymenoscyphus albidus, 2066 nucleotides long. NCBI's taxonomy places the organism in Eukaryota, Fungi, Ascomycota, Leotiomycetes, Helotiales, Helotiaceae. The record is from the annotation of a GenBank genome assembly.
CUCGUCUCAGGCUUGAGCUCACUGGAAAGUCAUCAACAACAAUUCGCGAAAUCAAUUGUCAACCAUCGUAUCUCAUCAGAUAAAUCGCGAUUUUCAUCAUGGCGACUGGCGCUCAUGGGAAGGACUCUUCGGGUGCGUCGCCUGCACCGAAGGUGAAGGGUUUGGCCACUAUUGAUACUUUGAGGUGAGUUUUUGGCGCUUUUGCGACCGCAUGCGAUGGGUCUGAUGUGACUGACUCCUUUUAGUGUAGGCUGUUUGGCGAUGGUUGAGAAAGUGAGUUACCACCAUUUUUGGAUUUUUAUAUUCACUCAUCCCCUUUUCAUUUCUGAUGAAAUAUAUCUCACUCGGUUUAUAUAAACUUGAUCAAUAUUGAUACAAUACAUUCCUGCUCAUCCUCUUCAUGUCUAGAUUGAUGCUAACACAUAUUAAUAGGAUGGUCAACCAAGAAGAGCAGAAAUCCUAAGCAUAAAAGAAACAAAAAGUGGUCGUCAAUUCUACUGCAACUUCGACAACUUCAACAAGCGUCUAGAUGAAUGGGUGCCAGCUGUUAGAAUUGAUUUCAGUCAAGAAGUCGAAUGGCUAAGUCCAGAGAAACCCAAAGAGACAAAGAAAGCUACAGUCCCCGUUGCAAAAAAGACAACUACCACCAACAAGAAAGCUCAGAAACGACCAACCGCUUCGGCAACAAGAGAGGCUUCAAUUGCUUCUGAAGGGGGAACUCCACAUCCCUGGACUGAAUUUAACUCUCAGAAGGCUACUCCUGAUGCCGAGGGAGAUAUAACUCUUGCUCUGGACCUGGAUGCGACACCUGGUGCUGAUGAAGAUGCCAUGGAUGUGGAUGAGGCCGUGGCUGAGGCGGUUGCAUCAAAAUCUCAAGCUCCAGAGUACUUUGAUAACAAGCAAGAGAAAGAAAAGUUACGGCACGGAGGAUCCAUGACACAAAAUCAGGCCGAGAUCUCAAGAAUCAGAAACAUCUCCAAAGUACAAUUCGGAAAAUUCGAACUCUUUCCCUGGUAUUUCUCUCCCUACCCCGAAGUCUUCACCCAGGAAGAUCUGAUGUAUAUUUGCGAAUUCUGUCUCUGCUACUACGGAGAUCUAAAAUCCUUCUCCCGCCAUCGUCAAAAGUGCACCUUACAACAUCCCCCAGGAAACGAAAUCUACCGCGACGACUACGUCUCCUUCUUCGAAAUCGACGGCCGUAGACAACGAACCUGGUGUCGAAAUCUGUGUCUGCUAUCCAAGAUGUUCCUUGAUCACAAAACGCUCUACUACGAUGUAGACCCAUUCCUGUUUUACGUCAUGGCCGCUAAAGACGAGAAAGGCUUCCACCUCGUCGGCUACUUCUCCAAAGAAAAGGAAAGUGCCGAUAACUACAACGUAGCCUGUAUUCUCACCCUGCCCCAAUACCAACGUAAAGGUUACGGACGCCUGCUCAUCCAAUUCUCCUACGAGCUCUCAAAAAUCGAAGGGAAACUGGGGUCCCCCGAAAAGCCACUUUCCGAUCUCGGUCUUCUAUCCUAUCGUCAAUACUGGACUGAAAAUCUCGUCGAGAUCUUAUUGGAGUACAACGAGCGAGAUGAACGAUGCAGCAUCGAGAACUUGGCAAGCCAGUUGGCGAUGACUACUAAUGAUGUGGAGGGCACCCUUCAAGCACUUAAAAUGCAGGUUUAUCAUAAAGCCGAACAUAAGAUUGUUCUUCCGCUUCAUCUGAUCAAGAGGCAUGAGGCGCUCAAGGAGAGGUUCAAGGUGAGGCCGAAGAGGGUUAUUGAUCCUGAGAGGAUCCAGUGGAAGCCGCCGGUCUUUCCGCCGAGUACUAGGACUUGGGCGUGGUAGGUUCUGGCUGAGGGGAUAGUGUUGGUUUUUGGCAGGUGUAUGGGGGGGUGUCGCGAGGGUUGUUCUCUGGAGCUGGAUGUGGUGGUGGAGGUUAUUCGUGCUUUGUUUUCAAGAAGCGAUGGUGUUUAUCUGUAGACAGGGAUUUGGGGUUGGCGUUGGAGGUGCAAUUGAUAUUUACCAAUCCACGUUAUCUAAUAGAAAAAUAAGAAUGACAAUUUGAACCCAGGACAAGG